Messenger RNA from Amphiprion ocellaris (clown anemonefish), 6592 nucleotides. It is a transcript of the gene maml1, whose product is annotated as mastermind-like transcriptional coactivator 1. NCBI's taxonomy places the organism in Eukaryota, Metazoa, Chordata, Actinopteri, Pomacentridae. The transcript has 6 exons. Gene Ontology annotation, biological process: positive regulation of transcription of Notch receptor target; Notch signaling pathway. Gene Ontology annotation, molecular function: transcription coactivator activity. Bases 515 to 3601 code for a protein of 1028 amino acids. Gene Ontology annotation, cellular component: nuclear speck; nucleoplasm. The record is from RefSeq and is a predicted model, not a curated record.
AAAAGAGAAAGUUUCCAAGAUGGCUGCGUCGCCCUGCCUGUCCGCUGGAAAACAAUAGAAGCAGCGCAGAGGGACGGAAUCAGCCCGUUCUACCGACGAACACGCUCUGAAUCCCCGCAUAUCCCGACUCGGGCUCGUCCGGGAGGUGGAUUGUCCGCGGCGGUGACUCGGGAGAAAUAUAAUUAAAGUAUAAUGAUUUAUUUAAACGUUUGAGGCUAGCCAACCCUGCUAGCCGAGAUAACGUUAGCCCGUCUAUCCAAAACACAGCAGCUAGCGGCUAACGGCUAGCGGGAGGCGGAGGAUCAGCUGUUUGCUACACAGAUGCUGUAGGAAGAGCGGACGGCAACACUCUCACAUGAGUGCCGCUGUGACUGAAGGCCAUUAGCAAGACAAAGGUCGCCUCCAUGGAGCCAGCACAGGAGUCUUUGUAAAGGGCGAGGGGGGGUGAAAAAGAGCCAGAUUCAGCAUUUUAUGGACGAAACCUGAGCCGGGAGUUUACUACAAGUCUUUAUUGAUGAUGGCGGAUUUUGUUACACCGCGACACAGCGCGGUGAUGGAGCGGCUCCGCCGGAGGAUCGAGCUCUUCCGGCAGCAUCACAACAGCUGCGAGAGCCGCUACGAGAACGCGACGCUGGAACGGCUGGAGCUGGAGAGGCAGCAGACCUUCGCCCUGCACCAGCGCUGCCUGCAGGCCAAAGCCAAGCGGUCCAACAAGCACCGGCAGCCCCAGACCAGCGGCGACCAGGCCGGCCAGAGAGCGCCGGGCGGCGGAGGAGGAGGAGGCGGCGGCAGCGCGGAGCACGGAGAGAGCGGCGGGUCGGCGGCGGAGCAGAGCCGGACCAGCACGCUGAUAGCGCUGCAGGAGACGGUGAAGAGGAAGCUUGAGAGCGCCGGUUCUCCGCUGGGCAGAGAUCAGGUCAACGGUUACAGCGACGGCUUCCCCCCCAACAAGAAGACCUGCCUGGACAACGGCACCACCAACGGCUCCCCGCUGGACUCCAAACUGGGCAUCACCGACUCGCUCAGCUCCAACGGGACCCACGGGCCGGCGGGGGAGACGGCGGAUGUCGGCGGGGAGCCGGGGUCGGACUUCCAUCGAAAGGAGAUGAAGCAGGAGCCGGACGACAUCCUGCCCAUCAUGCCUCCGUCAGGCGGCGGCAACAACAGCCUGUUCCCUGACCUGAACCUGAAUGAGCAGGAGUGGACGGAGCUGAUGGAGGAGCUGAACUGCUCCGUGGCCUACGAGGACAUCCAGGACAUCCUCAACGACGGCUUCGAGGACCGCAAAGACCCGCUGGAGCUGGCGCCCACUUCUGGUGGAGGAGCGUCGGUGGGAGGAGCAUCAGGUGGAGCAGCAGGAGGAGGCCAGUCGUCGGGGCUCCUCCCUCCAGAUCUGGUCAGCGUGAAGGCCGAGUUCUCUCCGGCCUCGGCCGUCUUCGAGCAGGACUCUCGGACCGGCUCCCCCCACGUCAGGUCCACCUCCUCCGGACCACCUCCUCACCCCACCAGCUCCCCUGUUGCCUCCUCCUCUGCCUCCUCUCCGGCCCUGCCCCCCUCCCAGCCGGCUCCUGCCCCCAGGCAGCUGCAGCCUCCUCCCAACCACCUCCUCCCUCCGGGGCCCCCGGGGCCCAAAGACCUGUCCCCCGCCCAGCAGCUCCAGCAGCUGGCCGCCCAGCAGCAGCGAGCCCAGCACCUCCACGGCCAGAUCCACAAGCAGCCGCAGCCAGGGGCCAAGUUCCACAGCCAGGCGCCCCAUGCCCACCCCUCGCCGUGGCCCCAGUUGGCCAACACCUCUCAGAGCUCACUAGGGCCCAGCUUUGGUAUGGACAAGCCCACAAGCCCCUCCCUGUACCCGCAGGACUUCAACACCAACCCCCAGAAGCCGCUGCUGAUGCCCGGUCAGCCCAACAAGGGCUCUCCCAAGGCGGGGGCUGGCAGCUACAUGCAGGGGCCCUCCGGACACCCCAACAUGCUGGGUCACCUGACGUCGGGGCCGCCCCUCAGCCACCCGCCGGCCGCUGGAGCUCAGGCUCCGACCGCAAUGCUGAACUACAACAACACCAAACCUCUGUCGCACUUUGAGGCGGGGCCCGGCCCGCCGCGGCCCACCAACGCCCAGAACCAGAACAAGGCGGCCCUGCUGACGCUGCUCCGACAGCAGCAGCAGAUCAAACAGAAGAACAGCAUGAACUUCCGGCAGCACAUACCGCACUCACAGGACCAGAACUCGUACCCGGCUCCUCCUCACGGCCCCGGCCCUGCCAGCGCCAUGACGUCAGCACCCGGGAACAACGGCAUGUCGGCCCAGCCGGGGGCCAACGCCAUGGCGGGUAACCAGGCGUACCUGAACAGCCAGGUGGUGGCAGCGGCUCUGAAACAGCAGCAGCAGCAGAUCCUGGAGCAGCAGAAGCAGCAGUACAUGCAGAGGCAGCAACUCAUGGCUGAACAGGAGAAGCAGCGACAGCAGGACCAGCAGCUGCAGCGACACCUGACCCGACCUCCCCCUCAGUACCAGGACCAGCCGGGACCGCCGGCCAAUCAGAACCCGUUCCCUCAGCAGCCAGUCAACCAGUUUACAGCAUCCUCUCAGCCAAUGAGCAGCAUCGGCUCCAUGGGAGGCCCCGCCCCCAGCUCCCGUAUGUUCCCUCAGAACCAGAGCAUGCUGGGUAUGAACAUGGGUCAGGCUGGAGGGCCGGCGGGAGGCGUGGCUCCGCCCCCAGCCGCCAGCCAGGCUGACAUCAGUCUUUCUUCCUGUGGUGGUGGAGGGGGCGGGGCCGGCUACAGCAGCAUGAACCUGCACCCCGCCCACCCGGCUCACCCGCCUCAGCAGGCCGCCCUGCAGCGCCAGCCCCUGGGCGCCAUGAGCGCCUCCUACAGGCAGAACCUCCUGCAGCAGCAGCACCUGAAGGCGCAGCCCAACGCCGCCAUGUUGAAGCAGCAGCAGCAGCUGGCCGCCGCCGCCCGCAUGCCGGGCGCCAUGCAGGGCAGCAUGGGAGGCGGCCUCUCUGGGUCGAUGCCCGGCGGGAUGACGGGCGGUCAGAACGCCGCCUGGCAGCAGCAGCUCGCCAACCAGCCGCCCUCCAGUAACGCAGGCCUGCCCCCCAACGCCUUCAGCAGCCCCCCCAGCGCCUUCCACAUGCAGCAGCAGCAGCGCAUGGCCAAGAUGCCGCCGGGCUCCGCCCCUUUUGGCUCCAACCCUGCUGGACGUCCAAUGGGAGGUCUGAACGCCGGGCAGCAGAUGAUGCAGACAAACAUGGCUGCCGCCCAGCAGAGGGCGCCACCUAACCCCCAGAGCCUGGGCCAGCCGAUGGCCAAUCAGCAGCAGGCUCAGCAGCAGCAGGCCAAUCAGAACCAGGCCGUCCUCUCUGACUUGGCGGCGUUCGGACAGCCGCAGGGCAACAGUCGCCAGGGACUACAGUGUAACCAAGGAUACCAGGUGAGCAGGACUGCUGGUCAGCAGCAGCAGCAGGUGUCGUUCGGAUACAACGUGGCGUCGGGAAGCUUCGCCGCCGAGAGCGAGCUGGUGGACUCGCUUCUGAAGGGCCAGAGCACGCAGGAGUGGAUGGCCGACCUGGACGAGCUGCUAGCCAGCCACCCCUAGAACACCUGGAGCACCUGGACCUGCAGCCGUUAGCGUUAGCCGCCUAGCUGAGGCCUCGUUCUCCGUCUCUCUGCUCUCCAACUGUGGACGACGUGUUUGUGAUCCGACUGAAGCUCGGUCCGGUCGGUAGAACACGUCGACCCACAGCGUGUGGACCCGCCGCCAGAUCACUGUAACCAAGAAACAGGAAGGAGGGUCAUCAGAGAACAGCCAAUCAGCAGCCAGGGCUCAGAGGUCAGUCAGCUCAGUGGAUCAGCUGCUUUAGAGUAAACUAAGGUGUCGGCUGACCCACAGCUGAGCAGAACCAGACUCAGAACCAGAACCACACUCUUGGUAGAACCAAAGUCUCCAUGAAACCUGCAGAAACCAGUAGAAACCCUCCAAUACGGCAGCGAUCGAUCGAUUUACAUCUUUACUGAUCAAGUAUGAAAUAAUUGUUAUCUGUGACAAAGAAAUGAUGGUGAACGUUAAAAAUACGAUAAAAUAAGCAGCCAAUAAUGUUUUAUUUUGGUUUUAAAGGAUUAAAUCACAAUAUUUAAUUUCAGCUGGAGGUGAAAGUUCUACAGAUUGUUUCCUGUCGUCCAGAUUAGUUUUCAUUCUCUACAACUGACUGGCAGAUGGAUGAAAUAUCAAAUAUUCUCUGCAGUUUCUGCUAAUUUAAUCAAACCCUAACAGAAAUUGAUUGAAACCAAACCUCUGUAAAUCUGCUGAGAAAUUAUUUAAAAUCAGUGUUUGGAACUACAGGUCGUUACAGGAUGUUGGUUAAUAUUGGAUAAUUCAGCUGCUUUUAAAGGCCGUCAGCUGUGAUAUCAUAACUUAAAUCUACUUCUGUUAUUACUUUAGGUUUUACUUUUUUCACCGUAGCAACAGAACAGAUUGAAGAUGUUCCUCCUUUAAAGUUGAUCUCACUUCAUUGAGUUACCAAACCAUGUUAAACUGGUUUCUGACUGGUUUCUGACUGGUUUCUACCAGGAGUGUAAACCUGUUGGGCUGCAGACUGACUGUACAUGGAGAUUAGUAGUGUGUAUGUAUAUAAAUAUAUAUAAAUAUUCUAUCACACACUGCAGCGUUUAUGGAUUGAGUGGCACUAAGACUACUACUGAACCUAUGGCUCAGUGCUGAACCACUGUACCUGCCCCCACAGCGCCACCUAGAGGCCGUCAGCUUGAAGGAAACCGACACGAGUCAUUUUAAAGGACCGCUCUGUGUUUUUGUACGUCUUUUACUGCAAGUUUUAAGCUGGAAUUUGAUUUAAAAAAAAAAAAAAAAGACUCCAAACUUGAUCCCAUCUCUAUAUUUACUGUUAUUGCCUCAUUACGACUCCAGCCAGCUGAUUUUCAUACUGUAGAGAAAUACAUGCAGAGAAGUGCUGCUGGAUAUUAAAAUAUCUGAAACACUUCAGCUGGUUGUGUUCAGGAAAAUGAUCUGCAGUCGUGAGGAGUGAUUCUCCAGCAGCUCGGAGUUAAAUUCAUGAGAAAUAUCGCUCUGCUGGUGGCUGUCGGUGUCUUUAAUGAGACGUUUCUCCUCUUUUGUCUGAAGGAAACGCUGCACAAAUGUUAGAUCUGCUUUAAACUCAACACUUAGAUUCACUCUUUAGUCCGUUCAGAAUCAUCCUGUCACUGUAAAACCUACAGAAACAGAGAAGUGGUCCUUUAAAAUGAGAUGAAACAAGCACAUUGACCAGCUCCGCUCUGCCCUCUCAACACCUUUUAGACCCUCGGAGUUAAACAUCACUGAAAACUUUCUGCUGCAGUUUCAAUCUGCAGCGUCUCUUCUGUUCAAAAUCUGUUAAAAUCUGAACAAGAACACGACGGCUGCUGCUGUGAUGAGUCUUAUUUCAGUCUUAUUAAAAACGAUAUGUUUCGCAUGUCGACAUUUUUCACCGUUUUCUGACCUUUUAGAGACUCAACAGAAGAUAACUGACAGUAAAAAUAGAAGCUAGCUGCAGCUCUAACAGCAAAAUGUUUCUUUAAUCUUCAAAUUAAGAAUUUUAUUCUCAGUAACAAGUGAAAAUUAAUGGUCCCGGUUUGCCUUGAUAACGAGUGUAGAGUUUAAUAUUUACUGUUUAAAACCCUCCAACUGAUGCUUCAGUCCAGAAAAUUAUCAACAGAUGUGAGAAAAAUCAUCAACCGCAGCUCUGGUUGGUUUAGAGAUAAAGAAAUGAAACUUCAGAGCUUCUGUCAGACUGUUACUGAAGUUAAAUGUCUCCUGGAGUUUCCAACAAACACGUUAAAGACUUAAAGCUGCUCUGAUCAGUUUAGACCAAACUAAUCGAUUGUUCUAUGAAAUAAUCAGCAAUCUACAGUGAAAAUAAUCGUUAGCAGCAGCUCCACCACCUCCGAAGAAACAAGAAAAUUAACUUUAAACUUUUCAUUUUUUAAAUUAAUGAACAUUAAAAUCUUAGCAUCAGAUGUUCUGUCGGACUUUUCCUCAAUUUAAAACGUCUCCUGGAGUUUCUAACAAACACAUUAAAGACUUAAAGCUGCUCUGAUGAGUUUAAAUCUGGACGCUGUUUACGUUGAGUCCACACGGUUCUCACUACAUUCGUCUCCGUAGACCAGCGACGAUUCAUUGUUCUCGUUCCUCUGUCUGACGGCCGUCGUCCCGUUUAAGGCGGACCAGCGAGCGGUCGUCCUAUCUACUGUACUGUUGUUGACUUGUUCAAGGAUUUGUGUUUUUUUGCAGACUCGUUGUGUAUUUUAUUUGUACCGUUCUGAUAAACGCUGGUUUGGGGCUGGUUUCGUGUUUCCGUCGCUCCGAUCCUCCGGUCGAGUCUUGGGUUUCCGGACCUUUCUGGGUUGAACUGUUGUGAAGGGGCUCUGUGUAAAUGUCUAUAAAUAUAUUUUUUUGUAUGUAAGCCUUUCCUAAUGACCUGGAGAAGAUAGAAGUUAUUUUUAUAUAUUGCAGCGGAGUUUUUGUAAGUAUUUUAUACUUUUGAUAUGGUUCUCUGUAAAACAAGAGUAUUAUGUAAAUAUAGUUCUUUAGAAACAA